CCCGCGCGGGCCCCUCGGCGGGCAAACCCGCUGCAGGCCCCGUUCUCCCCACGCCGGGGCGAGGCUGGGCUGGGCCAGGGCCCUGCUCCGUGCCCACUCGCCCCCGCGCUUCCACUCCAGGCCGCCAGGCCCAGCGCCCCUAGGGGCGGACAGGUGGGGCCGCGAGGCAGCGAGCGAGGGGGCCGGCCAGCAAGGGCCGCCCAUAGCAACGCCCGGCACUGGGGGCGGGGCCGGCUGAGCCUGCCGGGCUCCCGUCCGCCCCGCUUACCCCCUCUUUUGCCGGGAGCUGGCGGCGGAACCAGGCAGCGGCGGCCAGGAUGGCAGCGCCCAUCAUCCCCGAGAGCGGCAGCAUAAAAAAAGCAGUGUUGCUCAUUAACAUGAUAGACACAGGCAAAUUUCCUCGAUUGCUCUCCCGCAUCCUUCAAAAGCUUCAUCUAAAGGCUGAGAGCAGUUUCAGUGAAGAGGAGGAAGAAAAACUUCAAGCUGCGUUUUCAGUGGAGAAGCAAGAUCUUCAUUUAGUUCUUGAAACUAUAUCAUUUAUUUUGGAACAGGCAGUCUAUCAUAACCUGAAACCAGCUAUUCUGCAACAGCAGCUGGAGAGCAUUCACCUUGAUCAAGACAAAGCAGAAGCAUUUGUCAGUGCGUGGACUGCUGCAGGUCAAGAUACAAUUGAAAAGUUCAGGCAGAGGAUUUUGGCCCCUCAAAAGCUUGAGACAAUUGGAUGGCAGCUUAACCUUCAGAUGGCUCAGUCCACCCAAGCUAAACUGAAAUCUCCUCAAGCUGUAUUAGAACUUGGAAUGAGCAAUGAAGAUUCAAAGGUAGGAAAGCCACUGCCUGGCAGAGUGAAUUUAGGAAUUUUUCUAAAGGGACAUUCUGGGUACUAAUCAGCAGUACAGGUUACCUCACAACUCACUCCCAAUGUGCUUCAAACUUGUCAUCGAGGGACCACCUAGUGGGGAGAGCGUAAUUCAAUCUCAAUGUCUGUUCAACCCCUGAGUCUGCUGGAACUACUAACAAGGUUGCCAGUUGUGAUGGCCAUCUCGAUGUGGACACCUGCCCACUGGAAACUGGACUGAGACUAAUUCACUUCUCAUAAGCCAUCCAGGAAUCAGAUGGUUACAGUUUGGGUUGUUACUAAACGUAGUAUGUCCCUGUGAAGCCAUCUUAUAUUUGUAAUGUAAAACUCCCACAACACUAUGAAAUUGAGUCACAUACACAAUCUUUUCGAGAGUGGAGCAGACAGAGGGUGCUCUACAAUUCAAGAAUGUUAACCUGGUCCCUGUAUGUGCUCCUGGAUUUAGUUCUACAGGGCUCUGAACCAGUUUAUGCUGUAUUUUAAUAAUUUUACUUUGUUCCCAUAGGUAGGAUUUUCUAAAGCACUUAAGUGAUUUAAAAACACAGAUAUCAUAGUUUUUUUAGGUGCCUUUGAAAAUUCUACCGUUAGCCUUGUGGCAUCUCUUCCUUUGUAAAUUAUCAACUUUGGAUUUAUUUCUUCAUAUCAGUAGUUUUUUGCUGUCUAUAGUAUCUGCCUAAAAACCUGUUGCCAUUGGAAUUGAAGAAACAGUUACCCUAAUAUGUUUAAUAUUUUCUAAUAAUGUCACAUUGAAUUUAGAAAAUUAGGAUUAGAUUAACAUUUUUAGUUAUUUAGUUAAUCUUUCUAUAUUCAUAAAACACAAGGACAGUAUACUGUCAUUUUGUCAAACUUAUAUGAUAUCCUUCCUCCCCAGCCCAACUCUGGCAAACAAAGUCUUUCAGUAAAAAGAAAAUCAAUGCUGUCAUCUAAAGGUUUCUAUAAUUUUAAAAUUUUUAUGUUUAGAAAUAAAAUUACUUGAAAUUGCCGUUGA
Molecule: messenger RNA, 1844 nt
Organism: Caretta caretta (loggerhead turtle)
Lineage: Eukaryota; Metazoa; Chordata; Testudines; Cheloniidae
Gene: COMMD10
Product: COMM domain containing 10
Source: RefSeq, a predicted model, not a curated record